GCUUAUCUGCAAUCUCCUUCUCUAAAUACCCUCAUUAGCUUCCUUUAUAUCCGUUCUGUUGUUCAAUAUCUUUCGGCCACUGAUUGUUUUAUUUCGACUUCUACUUGUUCUGGAUUGUGGGUUUUUAAUAUUUUUUUUUUUCCGAAUGGAUGAUGUUGGAGUUUUGAAGAAGGAAACGAUGAUUUGCACUCCAUUGAUGGGUCAAUCGGUCGAGCAGAUGGUGAGAGACAUGCAUAAGGCGAAGGUGGAAGGCGCUGACUUGGUUGAAGUCAGGCUGGACUAUAUAAACAACUUCCACCCUCAACAAGAUCUUGAAAUCAUUCUAAGAAACAAACCAUUGCCAGUGAUGAUCGUUUAUCGGCCAAAAUGGGAAGGUGGUCAGUAUGAGGGUGAUGAACACUCAAGAUUGGAAGCACUUCAUUUAGCUGAAAAAUUAGGAGCUGAUUAUAUUGAUUUUGAGCUCAAGGUGGCUUCUGAUUUCUUAGGGAAACAGAAGAUGGAUCAGCAUAGCAGUAGCAGAACAAUAGUGUCAUGCUAUGUGGAUGGUGUGACCCCUCCAAUAGAAGAUCUCAUCUGUCGUGUUGCACUUUUGCAAUCUACUGGAGCAGAUAUGAUCAAACUUGUCAUCAAUGCAACUAAUAUUACAGAAAUAACCAAGAUUUUUCAUUUGCUUUCACAUUGCCAGAUGCCGCUAAUAGCCUACUCAAUUGGGGAUAGAGGUUUUAUGAGCCAGAUAUUGUGUCGAAAAUUUGGAGGUUUUCUAGUCUAUGGAUCAAUGGAAGGAAGUCCGGUGGCUGGCCUGCCUACUUUAGAGAGCCUUAGAGAAGCUUAUAAAGUUCAGUAUAUAAACAAGGAUACUAAAGUUUUUGGGCUCAUCUCAAAACCAGUUGGCCACAGCAAAGGCCCUAUUUUGCAUAAUCCUGCCUUUAGACAUGUGAACUACAAUGGAAUCUAUGUUCCAAUGCUGGUUGAUGAUCUCAAGGAAUUCUUUAGCAUUUACUCAAGCCCUGACUUUGCUGGUUUUAGUGUUGGGAUUCCAUACAAGGAAGCUGUAACUGGAUUUUGUGAUGAACUUCAUCCACUUGCUCAGUCUAUAGGUGCUGUUAAUACUAUUAUGAGGAGGCCUAGUGAUGGGAAGCUGAUCGGUUAUAAUACAGAUUGUGAGGCUUCCAUAACUGCAAUUGAGGAUGCUCUGAGAGAAAGGGGAUUGCCAAAUGGAGAAGCACCCCUUAAUUCACCACUCACUGGAAAACAGUUUGUGCUAGUUGGUGCUGGAGGUGCAGGACGAGCACUGGCCUUUGGUGCUAGAAGUCGGGGAGCACAGCUAGUCAUUUUUGACCUCGAUUUUGAUAGAGCAAAUUCACUUGCUCAUGCGGUUUCUGGUGAAGUUAAGCUUUAUGAAGAUGUAGCCAACUUCCAGCCUGAGAAAGGGGCAAUCCUUGCAAACGCAACACCUUUAGGAAUGCAUCCAAAUACAGAUCGAAUUCCUGUGGCUGAGGAGACCCUGUCGGAUUACCAGCUUGUCUUUGAUUCUGUUUACACACCCAGAAAAACGAGAUUAUUAAAAGAAGCAGAGGCUGCUGGAGCCAUCAUUGUGAGUGGUGUGGAAAUGUUCCUUCGUCAGGCCAUUGGCCAGUUCAAUCUCUUCACUGGUGGAGAAGCACCCGAAGAGUUCAUGAGGGAGAUUAUUUUAUCAAAGUUCUGAUACACUGCCUCAUGCAAUAAAUAUUGUAUCAUGAACAGUUCUUUUCAAGAUUGAAUCUACAAUCAUCAACCAGUAAACCAAAGAUGAGAAACUAAUGCAACUCCUUUGUGAGAUUGAUUUAGUUGGAGCUAGUAUAUGUAUGACAAUCUUUAUACAUGAGCUUCCAAGCACAUUUCAAUAAAGGUUAUUUGAUUAAAAA
Messenger RNA from Vitis riparia (riverbank grape), 1904 nucleotides. Its product is annotated as bifunctional 3-dehydroquinate dehydratase/shikimate dehydrogenase, chloroplastic-like. Gene Ontology annotation, molecular function: 3-dehydroquinate dehydratase activity; shikimate 3-dehydrogenase (NADP+) activity. Bases 146 to 1705 code for a protein of 519 amino acids. Gene Ontology annotation, biological process: shikimate metabolic process; chorismate biosynthetic process. Lineage: Eukaryota; Viridiplantae; Streptophyta; Magnoliopsida; Vitales; Vitaceae. The transcript has 10 exons. The record is from RefSeq and is a predicted model, not a curated record.